AUGCGCACACCCAGAACCAGCUGCUCCCCUCUCUUGGGCGCCAUUGCCACGAACACCUUGCUGCUGUCCUCAUUGUGUCUUGUUGGGGCCUGGGUGGCCCUGGCAGGGGAGGUCACUGUGCGGGAUGGAGAUUUCUCCUUUUCCCUGGAGUCAGUGAAGAAGCUCAAAGGCCUCCGGGAGCUCCAGGAGCCCAGGAUUGGGAAAUUCAGGGAGCUUGAACCCAUGCCUUUUACAUCUGCGGUUCCCAUUCUUUGUAGCAACCCGAAAUUUCCAGAAGAACUCAAGCCUAUCUGCAAGGAGCCAAACGCCCAGGGGAUCCUUCAGAGGCUGGGGGCCAUCGCCGAGCACCCGAUCCUGUGUGAGAUCUGUGCCUACGCUGCCUGUGCCGGGUGCUAG
This is a messenger RNA of Galeopterus variegatus (Sunda flying lemur), 396 nucleotides long. RefSeq names its product guanylate cyclase activator 2A (guanylin) (gene GUCA2A). The coding region runs from base 1 to 396 and encodes 131 amino acids. Lineage: Eukaryota; Metazoa; Chordata; Mammalia; Dermoptera; Cynocephalidae. Gene Ontology annotation, cellular component: extracellular region. Gene Ontology annotation, molecular function: guanylate cyclase activator activity. The transcript is spliced from 4 exons. The record is from RefSeq and is a predicted model, not a curated record.